Molecule: messenger RNA, 1394 nt
Organism: Xiphias gladius (swordfish)
Lineage: Eukaryota; Metazoa; Chordata; Actinopteri; Istiophoriformes; Xiphiidae
Gene: hoxb13a
Product: homeobox B13a
Exons: 2
Coding region: 239-1213 (324 amino acids)
Biological process (GO): regulation of transcription by RNA polymerase II
Molecular function (GO): DNA-binding transcription factor activity, RNA polymerase II-specific; RNA polymerase II cis-regulatory region sequence-specific DNA binding
Source: RefSeq, a predicted model, not a curated record
CGGGCGCCGUCACUAAAUGGUGCAGCAAGGCAGCGCACGCGUGCUACCACAGUACGCGAGACGGUACAUGUGAAAUACCUGAGCUGCGUAUGUGGACAAGUAAAGCCAGUGGUCACAGAAGAAUAAAUACGGACCAAUUCACCUCAUUCAGCCAAUGUAGCAGCUUAGCGUAAAGGACCGGACAAAGUCUGAGGGGGAACGGCGACGAACGGAGGCUAGAGCGGGAAAAGUAGCGCCUAUGACAGCCUCCCUGGUCCUAAACCCUCGCUGGCCAGCGGAAACGGUUAUGUUUGUGUAUGAUAACAACCUGGACGACCUGAACAAGAACAUGGAGGGUCUGGUGGGAAGCGGCAACUUCGCUGCGGCCACAGCGGCGAGCCAGUGUCGCAACAUUAUGGCGCACUCGGCGGCCGCCGCUGCUCUGGGUGGCCACCCGUCCGGCCUGGUGCACUCUUCAGCCGGCUAUUCCACGGUGGACGUGUCGGCUUCAGGCUCCAGCGAGACCGGCGCGUCCUCUGGGAAGCAGUGCGCGGCCGGACCGUGUCCAGCAGCCGCCGUGCCGCACCAGAGCUCAUCCGCCGCCACCGCGUUGCCGUACAGCUACUUCGGCAACGGCUACUACCCAUGCAGGAUGGGGCGGGGUUCUCUGAAGUCAUGCACUCAGGCGGCCGGAGCCGCGCUCAGCUCGCAGUACAUGGACACGACGGUGAGCUCCGACGAAUACCCGAACCACCGGGCCAAGGAGUUCGCCUUUUAUCACAGCUACCCGAGCCCAUACCAGUCCAUGGCCAGUUACCUGGACGUGUCGGUGGUCCAAACGCUGGGCACCGGGGAGCCGCGCCACGACACCCUGCUCCCCAUGGACAGCUACCAGCCCUGGGCUCUGACCAACAGUUGGGGGGGACAGAUGUACUGCUCCAAGGACCAGGGGCAGGCCGGGCACCUCUGGAAGUCCGCUCUGGCAGAUGUGGUGGCACACCAGCACGACGGCUCGCCUUUCCGCCGAGGCAGGAAGAAGCGGAUACCCUACACCAAGGUCCAGCUCAAGGAGCUGGAGAAAGAGUACGCUGCCAACAAAUUCAUCACCAAGGACAAGAGGAGGAAGAUCUCGGCCGUGACCAACCUGUCAGAGCGACAGAUCACCAUCUGGUUCCAGAACAGGAGGGUGAAAGAGAAGAAGUUCGUGGCCAAAGUGAAGAGCAGCGCGCCGUAGCGUAUAGGUUCCUGCUGGAUGGUUUAGUGAAGGAACUGGCUGUAUUAGCGUGCUAUACAUUAAAAAUGACCUGAGUGAAAAGACAAAAAUUGAGAAAAAUAAAGAAACUCGACGUGGUACUCCUGGAAGACUAGGACUGUGCGUGCCCCUGUGCGUCAAAACAUGGAAGAAAAAAGACUAA